Messenger RNA from Ixodes scapularis (black-legged tick), 861 nucleotides. RefSeq lists its product as uncharacterized. The transcript has 2 exons. The coding region runs from base 1 to 861 and encodes 286 amino acids. The record is from RefSeq and is a predicted model, not a curated record. Lineage: Eukaryota; Metazoa; Arthropoda; Arachnida; Ixodida; Ixodidae.
AUGAAUGUGAUAUGUUGGCUAUUCAUGCCGCGAGUCAACGUUGGCUCAGGCAGCAACGGCACGCAGCCUGACAACUGGGACGAUAGCCUGCUCGACGACACACUUCAGGAAGACUCUGCUGUCGAUGCCGCGGAGAUUGUGGCCUGCUGGUUCGAAAAUUUGCAGCAUGCGAUUCUGCCGAUAUCUAACAUCAGCAAGGCAGAGGUACUAGCCAUGGUGAUGACGUUUCUGACGUCCGAGAACCUGACGUGGAGCGGCUUAGAUAAGCUGCUCCUAAUGAUCAACCUUAUAUGCGGAAUGGAGGUGCUUCCCCGAACGAAUUACCUGUUCCGGAAGCUGUUGGCCUCUAAACUGAAUCGUUCAACAGACUACUACUACUGUGAGUUUUUCGAAGGUUUCCUUCCGACGCCGGAGGAUGGGGCUUCCACGAUUAUCUGCACAACGUGUCAUAAGCGUACCACAAUCUCGGAGCUUCACAGCAAAGGGAACUUCUUCACAAUCCUCGACGUGUGGGACCAAGUGCGUGAAGUCGUCAGCAAGACGUCAGAUGAGCUGUACAGCAAGUUGGAGAGGCUGAAAAGCAAUCCAGAAGACACGAUGUCGGAAAUAACCGAUGGGAGUGUUUACAGAAAAAUGAAAGCCAGUGGACCAUUGCAGUGGGGAGACUUGACAAUGACGUUCAAUACAGAGGGAAGCCAGAUUUUCAUGUCUUCAAAGGCCUCUGUCUGGCCACUGCAGUUUGUCAUCAACAAAGUGCCUGCUCCAGACCGUUUCUCAGCCAGUGGUGGCGCUGGCAUCUGGUUCGGAGCGAAGCACCCAGACAUGUCUCUUUUUCUGGUCAAGUUUGCGGAGCAUCUGUGA